Molecule: messenger RNA, 1687 nt
Organism: Sinocyclocheilus grahami
Lineage: Eukaryota; Metazoa; Chordata; Actinopteri; Cypriniformes; Cyprinidae
Product: peroxisomal membrane protein PEX13-like
Exons: 4
Coding region: 243-1556 (437 amino acids)
Biological process (GO): protein import into peroxisome matrix, docking
Cellular component (GO): peroxisome; peroxisomal membrane; peroxisomal importomer complex
Molecular function (GO): protein binding
Source: RefSeq, a predicted model, not a curated record
UUUGCUUGAUGUGCAGCGUCAGACGAGUAUGAGUCCGGUUUGAAUCAUUUUAGCGGCAGAUCACCUACAUAUUGAAUUCAUUAACGACACCUCAUAUACGUUAUUGUAUGUUAAAUUGUUUGAGAUUACAACAAGACAGCAAGAAUAGGAAAAAGUACAUUGCAAUCGAUUCAGUGAUAGAUUGCUUUAGUCUCGUGUCGCAAGACAGAACGAUGUGAAGGAGCGAUUGCUUUGUCUGGCGUAUGGGCCCGUUUGUUUGUUGCUCUGUGCAGCUCGACUUUGGUCUGAAACGUAAAAUAAUGGCUCACCCUCCACCAAAACCAUGGGAAAGGCGAAUCCCUGGAACCAUGACUGCACCACUAAACUAUCGCUCAACUGACUUUGGAUCAGCAUCACAAAGUGGGCCAUCAAUGUCUGGUCCUCCAGUUCUAACACGUGUGGUACCACCCAUCCCUCCAAGACCCGUCCAGCAAGCAUACCGCCCUACAUACAGCUCAUUUCCUUCCUCAUACAGCCCUUAUGGGAGCUCCAUCUAUGGGGGCUACAGCCCCUACAGCUACAGUGGUUAUGGAGUUGGAGGCAGCCAGGGUUAUAACCGUUAUAACCCAACGGACGACAUCCCACCCAGCCACUUUGUCCAGCAGGCGGAGGAGAGCAGCCGCGGAGCAUUUCAGUCCAUUGAGAGCAUUGUCCAAGCCUUCUCGUCAGUCAGCAUGAUGAUGGAUGCUACAUUCUCUGCUGUCUACAACAGCUUCCGUGCUGUUCUGGAUGUGGCCAAUCACUUCUCCCGCUUGCGCAUACAUUUCACAAAAGUGCUGUCUGCCUUCGCUCUGGUUAGGACCCUUGGAUACCUAUAUCGCAGGCUGCAGAGGCUGCUAGGAUUGCGUCAGGAUUCAGAGGUGGAUGACUUGUGGGCGGACAGCGCCGCUUCAGGAUCCAGAGACACAGGGAUUGAUGACCCCAGAGCGAAUUCUGUCAAAUCAUGGCCCAUUUUCUUGUUUUUUGCUGUAGUUCUUGGAGGGCCAUAUUUGAUCUGGAAGCUUUUGCGGUCUGCUGAGGGUCCUGAGGAAAAUGCCACUAACUGGGCAAGUGGGGAGGAUGACCAUGUGGUAGCACGAGCUGAGUAUGACUUCACAGCUGCAUCUGAGGAAGAGAUCUCUCUACAGGCUGGAGACAUGCUUAAUCUUGCCCCUAAAGAACAACAGCCCAGGGUGCGUGGCUGGCUGUUAGCCAGUGUGGAUGGGCAGACCACUGGCCUCGUACCUGCCAACUAUGUCAAAGUGUUGGGCCGGAGGAGAGGCAGAAAACAUGCAGAAUUAGAGAGGAUGGCACAGGCCCAGCAGGCUGCACAGAACCUUCCAGCACCUCAAACUGCUCUGGCUACAGCUUCUGUUCCCAACUCCAGGCAGGCAGUCCCUACCACAUCAGAUCCAGAUGAGCUUUUGGAUUCUGUUUACAGUGAAACACAAGGCCUUCAUGCUACCCUGGAGGUGCAACCUUCUACAAACAAAAACAGUGAUACUGUAGUGAUAACCACAGAAAAGAUGGACUUAUGAGUAAUUUGUAUGUGCAGGGAGGUUUGUGUGUGUGUGUCUCUUGUUGGGAGCUAGGAGAAAAAGUUUAUCCUUCAUUAGAAUAUAUCACACUCUAUGUAACUUAGUCCAACACCUAAAAAAAAAAAGGAGAG